AUGCAAUUAGUAAAAAGAUAUGCUUCGAUCAAUUUCCAGAUCAAUAAAGCAUUUUACAAUGGUGCACAACUCAAGAAACCGUUAAGUGCUCCUUAUGAAUUGCUUAUUCCGGCAAAUGUACCUGCGCUUGGCUUUACAACGUUUUUUCUAUCUAAUCAGACGGCCACAAAAAUGGUCGAAUAUGCGAGGCACCGCUCUGUACAAAAAGCAAGCAAAAAAGAAUCUAAGAAAAUCAAUACAACCUACAUCGAGCUCACAUUCGAUAACACUGGACAGUUGAUGUCAUUAAAGGAUCGGAAAACCGGGAAAACCAUUGCAUUCAAGCAAGAAUUUCUUGUUUAUAGAGGAAUGGGUUUCUCAAACUAUAGGAAUCAAUCAUCGGGAGCUUAUGUUUUCCGACCGAACGGUACUCAGGCGGAACAGAUAUCAAAUAUUACGACGGUGCAGUAUAUUGAGGGUUCAUUGAUAAAUGAGACAAGGCAGAUCAUUGCUCCAUGGGUCAGUCAAGUGAUUCGCUUAUAUCGUGGCAAGAAUUUAGUGGAAUUUGAAUGGACUAUUGGGCCGAUACCAAAAGAGCUCGAAAAUCCAGUAACAAAAGAAAUAAUUACACGAUACACAACGGACAUAAAUUCGGCAGGAGUAUUUUAUACCGAUUCAAACGGAAGGCAAAUAAUGAAAAGAACCAGAAACCGUUAUCCAUCAUUCUCAUACAUCAACACCGAACCGAUAGCAGGGAACUACUAUCCUGUAAAUAGUCGUAUUUAUAUUCGAGAUUCGUUAAAUCAGUUAACCGUACUUACGGAUCGCUCUCAUGGUGGUACCAGCUUGAAUGAUGGACAAAUUGAAUUAAUGCUUCAUCGUAGAUUAUUUUAUGAUGACAAUUUCGGUGUCGGUGAGGCACUGAAUGAAUUAGGUGAUACUGGACAAGGGUUGGUUGUUCGAGGACGACACUGGAUCAUAAUGGAAAGUCCCGGACAAUCGGCAAAACUCCACAGACCACUUGCUCUUGAAUUUUAUAAUUCGCCGUUAAUGACGUUCGCGGAGCGCAAAAUGGCACCGUGGGAUUAUGGUCGAGCAUUUAUUACUAAGUAUUCUGCUCUGAAUCGGCCGCUUCCACUGCCUAUCAAUGUUCUGACCAUGGAAAUGUUGGCUCCAAAACGUAUCAUCAUUCGUCUCGAGCAUAUUUUCCAAGGUGAUGAGGAUAAAAAUUUAGCGCAACCCAUCGAAGUUGACCUGAAUAAUUGUCGGUCAAUUUACUGCCCAUGGAAAUUCUGACGUUCGAAAUUGAAAUACAACCUGUCGAGAAGUCGCAGUUCCAUUCUGAAUAAAAAGGAAAAGGAAAAAAUCAAACUGUCCGAG
Messenger RNA from Loa loa (African eye worm), 1359 nucleotides. RefSeq lists its product as hypothetical. Lineage: Eukaryota; Metazoa; Nematoda; Chromadorea; Rhabditida; Onchocercidae. Gene Ontology annotation, biological process: mannose metabolic process. The coding region runs from base 1 to 1275 and encodes 424 amino acids. The transcript is spliced from 9 exons. Gene Ontology annotation, molecular function: carbohydrate binding; alpha-mannosidase activity. The record is from RefSeq and is a predicted model, not a curated record. Gene Ontology annotation, cellular component: lysosome.